AUGUCGAUCCUGGCGUCGAUGGCUCUGGCAGCCCCGAGAUCAUCCAAUCUACUCACAUGGGAUGAAGCUUACGCCAAAGCCGAAGCAUUGGUUGCCAAAAUGACGCUUGAAGAUAGAGUAGGACUAGUCACAGGUGAAGGUUGGGAAAAAACUCUUUGCGUUGGCAAUACAAAGGCUGUAGAAGACCCUGCGUUUCCUUCACUUUGUCUUGAAGAUGGUCCUCUUGGUGUACGUUUCGCCGACAACGUUACUGCUGGCUUAUCUGGAAUCACCGCAGCUGCUACAUUCGAUCGUGAACUCCUCUACAAGCGUGGUAGCUAUAUGGGUCGUGAAUUUUAUCUCAAGGGUGCCCAUAUGGCCCUUGGACCAUGCGUCGACAUUAUGAGAGCUCCAGCUGGUGGUCGUGGAUGGGAAGGAUUUGGUGAAGAUCCAUACCUACAAGGUGUAGCUGGUUCUGAAACCGUCAAGGGCAUUCAAGAUCAGAACGUGAUUGCUGUCGCCAAGCACUUUGUCCUUAACAACCAGGAAACGAAUCGAAAGAACUCAAGCUCCAAUGUUGAUGAUAGAACGCUUCACGAAAUUUACGUUUGGCCUUAUGCAAGAAUGGUGGAAGCGGGUAUUGGUGGUGUCAUGUGCAGCUAUAAUCAGAUCGAUGGAACAUGGGCUUGUGAAGAUGAAUACACCAUGAACACCGUUCUCAAGCAACAGCUCGGAUUCCGAGGCCUUGUCAUGACUGAUUGGGGUGCUCAAAUGUCUGGUAUCCCUUCAGCAUUGGCAGGAUUGGAUAUGACAAUGCCGGGUGACAUUGUAAUGGGCGACGGCUACUCAUGGUGGGGUCCCAAUUUGACAAAAUAUGUGAAUGAUGGUGAUGUACCAGAAGACCGUGUCACUGACAUGGCUACUCGAAUUACGGCUGCAUGGUACAAGAUGGGUCAAGACAAGGAUUUCCCUGAGACUACCAUUCGUGCAUUCGACCGUGAUUCUGCACCUGAAGUCCUUGUUGAUGCUGACAAGCAGCAUGCAAAGAUUGUCCGUGAAAUGGGAGCUGCCGCUGCUGUACUCCUCACCAAUGAUGGCGCUCUUCCCCUUUCGGAUGACUUGAAAAAGAUUGCCAUUGUUGGUAGUGAUGCCGGUCCCAUCCCUAUGGGUCUAAAUAACUGCAGCGAUCAAGCAUGCGGAGCUGGUACAUUGGCAAUGGGAUGGGGUUCAGGCACAGCGGACUUCCCUUAUUUGAUCACCCCAUAUGAUGGUAUCAAAUCUCGUGCUGGUGAUGAUGUCGAUAUUGUGCACACUUAUGAUGACUGGGAUCUUGAGAAGGCCAAGGACAUUAGCAAGGACGCUGAUGUUGCUAUUGUCUUUUCGAACGCUGCCUCUGGUGAAGAAUACCUUGAAGUUGAUGGCAAUGUUGGUGAUCGCAAGAAUCUCACGUUAUGGCACAAUGGUGAUAACCUCAUUCAAGCUGUUGCUGAUGCCAACGAGAACACUGUGGUCGUAAUUCAUGCUGUUGGACCUGUACUUAUGCCUUGGAUCGAUCAUCCCAAUAUCAAGGCUGUCGUCUGGCCUGGUCUUCCUGGUCAAGAAAGUGGCAACUCCCUUGCUGAUGUACUCUUUGGUGAUGUGAAUCCUUCUGGACGAUUGCCUUUUACUAUUGCCGAAAAGGAGGAAGACUACGCUGCUCACAUUGACCCCAACUUUGACAUUGAAUACACCGAGAAACUCGAGGUUGGCUACAAACAUUUUGAUGCCAAUGACAUUGAGCCCUUGUUUGCAUUCGGCCACGGCUUGUCUUAUAGCAAAUUCGAAUACAGCCAACUCAAGAUCAACGCACACAAGAAGGCCAAGAAGGGUGGUGUAUUGGCUACCGCCACUGUUACCGUAUCCAACGAAGGUGAUCGUGAUGGUGCUGAGAUUCCUCAAGCCUACAUUGGUUUCCCUGAAUCGGCUGGUGAGCCACCCAAGCUCCUACGUGGAUUUGAAAAGGUGUUCCUCAAGAAGGGCAAGAAGGCCAAGGUUACCUUUGAAUUCACAGAGAUGGAUUUGAGCACCUUUGAUCCCGAAUCCCAGCAGUGGAAUGUGGCAUCAGGUGACUUCACUGUUUAUGUUGGUGCAAGCAGCCGUGACAUUCGUCAAACUGGCACCUUUACCUUGUAA
Messenger RNA from Lichtheimia ornata, 2151 nucleotides. RefSeq lists its product as uncharacterized. The record is from RefSeq and is a predicted model, not a curated record. Gene Ontology annotation, molecular function: beta-glucosidase activity. The transcript is spliced from 12 exons. Lineage: Eukaryota; Fungi; Mucoromycota; Mucoromycetes; Mucorales; Lichtheimiaceae. Bases 1 to 2151 code for a protein of 716 amino acids. Gene Ontology annotation, biological process: glucan catabolic process.